CGCGCCGGGGCGGGCCGGGCGGAAGGCGGGUUUGAAUGCGCUGCGCCGGGCGGGCGCGGGAAGCGGGGCAGAGCGCGCGGACCUCUGCGCGGGAAGAGUCCGGACUGCAGGAGGAGCCCAUGGACAAGGCCUGCCUGCGCGGGAGCUAGGACCACCUCCCAGGGACUGCCCAGCCUCUGUCCCUUCUGCUGGCCAGCCCGGGCAUCUGAAUCUGCAGAGGCCUGAGGGGAAACAGGACACGGAGACAAGGCCUCUCGCACUGCCUCAGAGGGAGAGAGCACUCAGCCAGGCAAAACCAAGACUGCAGUCACCAUGACAACCAGUCACCAGCCUCAGGACAGGUACAAAGCCGUCUGGCUUGUCUUUUUCAUGCUGGGCCUGGGGACCCUGCUCCCCUGGAAUUUCUUCAUGACAGCCACUCUGUAUUUCACAAACCGCCUGGGCCAGGCCCAGAACACGUCCUUGGCCGCUGCCGACCUGAGCAGGGACAGCCAGGUGCCAGCCACGCCUGCAGUACCCCCUUCAGAUCGGAGUUACCUGAGUUCCAUCUUCAACAACGUCAUGACCUUGUGUGCCAUGCUCCCCCUGCUGAUCUUCACCUGCCUCAACUCCUUCCUGCAUCAGCGGAUCCCCCAGUCCGUGCGGAUCCUGGGCAGCCUGGUGGCCAUCCUGCUGGUGUUCCUGGUCACGGCCAUCCUGGUGAGGGUGCACCUGGACGCCCUGCCCUUCUUCAUCAUCACCAUGGUCAAGAUCAUGCUCAUUAAUUCAUUCGGUGCCAUCCUGCAGGGCAGCCUGUUUGGUCUGGCCGGCCUCCUGCCCGCCCACUACACGGCCCCCAUCAUGAGUGGCCAGGGCCUGGCAGGCAUCUUCGCCUCCAUGGCCAUGAUCUGCGCCAUCGCCAGUGGCUCAGAGCUGUCAGAAAGUGCCUUCGGCUAUUUCAUCACAGCCUGCGGGGUCAUCAUUUUGACCAUCAUUUGUUACCUGGGACUGCCCCGGCUGGAAUUCUACCGCUACUACCAGCAGCUCAAGCUCGAAGGGCCUGGGGAGCAGGAGACCAAGCUGGACCUCAUUAGUAAAGGAGAGGCGUCAAGAGCAGGCAAAGAGGAAUUUGGAGUUUCAGCCCCCAAAUCUCAGCCCAACAACAAAAGCUCAGUCCGGGCCAUCCUCAGAAAUAUUUUGGUCCCAGCUCUCUCCGUCUGCUUCAUCUUCACGGUCACCAUCGGGCUGUUUCCCGCUGUUACCUCUGAUGUCAAGUCCAGCAUUGCAGGCGAUAGCGCCUGGGGACACUACUUCAUCCCUGUGUCCUGCUUCCUGACUUUCAAUGUCUUCGACUGGCUGGGCCGGAGCCUCACAACCAUAACCAUGUGGCCUGGGAAGGACAGCCGCUGGCUGCCCAGCCUGGUGCUGGCCCGGCUGGUGUUCGUGCCGCUGCUGCUGCUGUGCAACGUCCACCCCCGCCAGUACCCGAUCGUAGUCUUCAAGCACGACGCGUGGUUCAUCUUCUUCAUGGCCGCCUUCGCCUUCUCCAACGGCUACCUCGCCAGCCUCUGCAUGUGCUUCGGGCCCAAGAAAGUGGAGCCGGCGGAGGCGGAGACCGCGGGGGCCAUCAUGGCCUUCUUCCUGUCUCUGGGCCUGGCGCUCGGGGCUGUGUUCGCCUUCCUGUUCCGGGCCAUUGUGUGACCCCGGAUGCACAGAGGACUGCGCUGGCCGCCUGCUCCUGCCCCUUCCUUCCCGGUCCUUCAGGGACGGACGGGGGCGAGCUGGAGGUCUUCUCUCCUAGCUGAAUUCUGCUUUCUCACGGCCUGUGCUGGGCCCGGCGUCCAGGCCUGAGGAAGGAGCCUCUGGGCGGACAGUUGGACAGAGGGACGUUGUGGGCAUUGCGGGUCAGCGUCGAGGGAGGGGACACAGUCCCCCCCCCAAUCCGGCUGAUUCCCACUUGAGCAGAGAGAAGAGUCUCCUAGGCUCAGAGAGUGUGUGUGUGUGUGUCUAUGUGUCUGUAUGUUUGUCUGUCUGUACCAGGGCUGGCUAGGGGCCAGGGCUGUCUGUUCUUAGGUCCAGUCUGAUAUUGUACCCCUCCCUUCUCCCUGCACCUCCUCCCCCAGCCUCCCUGUCCCUUCCCUGGCCCCCCUCCCCUGCCUGCCUUGUGUCUAACUAUCAUGUAUCCUGUACAGAUGCUAUUUUACUGCCUUUUUUAUACUCAACAGAAACCAGGUGCCGUCACAGGCUCUCUGAUUAAAUAAACCAUUGUGUGUUUUUUCCCCCGUG
Molecule: messenger RNA, 2265 nt
Organism: Pipistrellus kuhlii (Kuhl's pipistrelle)
Lineage: Eukaryota; Metazoa; Chordata; Mammalia; Chiroptera; Vespertilionidae
Gene: SLC29A1
Product: solute carrier family 29 member 1 (Augustine blood group)
Exons: 14
Coding region: 313-1680 (455 amino acids)
Biological process (GO): uridine transmembrane transport; nucleoside transmembrane transport
Cellular component (GO): plasma membrane
Molecular function (GO): nucleoside transmembrane transporter activity
Source: RefSeq, a predicted model, not a curated record